Molecule: messenger RNA, 876 nt
Organism: Rhizoctonia solani
Lineage: Eukaryota; Fungi; Basidiomycota; Agaricomycetes; Cantharellales; Ceratobasidiaceae
Product: ATP citrate (pro-S)-lyase
Exons: 6
Coding region: 1-876 (291 amino acids)
Source: RefSeq, a predicted model, not a curated record
AUGUCGUCCAAUGCCAUUCGCGAGUUUGACGCAAAGCUACUACUGCCAUGUUGGCUGCCUGGUGCGCCUGUCUAUGCUGGAACCGAGCCAGUCACGUCGACGUUUUUGUACUCCACGCCCAAGGUUGUCCAGACCCCACGAGACUCAGACACGAACACGGUCACGCCAGACACUGAGCUGCCCCCAUUCUUGACUGAAAAGCUAGUGGUCAAGCCAGACCAGCUCAUAAAGCGGAGAGGCAAGGCGGGCCUAUUGAGCCUCAACAAGGGCUGGGAAGAGAGCAAGGCCUGGAUCGUCGAACGCGCCGGGAAGCCUGUCCAAGUCGAAUCUACCACCGGCACCUUGAACAACUUUAUCGUCGGGCCUUUCCUCCCCCAUCCUAGCAACACCGAAUACUAUAUCUGUACCAACUCGCGGCGUGAAGGCGAUAAAAUCUCGUUUACGCACGAGGGAGGUGUCGACAUUGGAGAUGUCGAUGCCAGAGCUGCUCGGCCCACGAAGGUGUUCCAGAUGCAGGAGGACGACCAUGAACAGGAAGAGCUCCUGCCACUACCUCCUCGCAUCACUAACAACUUGAGCUCACCUACCCACUUGACGACUGAGCCUCAAGUUGGCGCGUCAAAAUCAGUCAUGGGAACCAUUGAAAGUACGCAGAUGGAUUCAGAAUGGCUUGUUAACACGGGAAAGGCAAAGGCGGUUGGGGGUAUCAAGGUUAAAGGGCCACCACAACACUCCUCUCGUGAACUUCGUCCUCGCACCCAAGCUCAGCUCUCUCCUCCCCGUUUCCCAUUUCCUCUGCCUUUGAACCUUUCAAUUAUAUCCUUUCUUAUUUGUCAUAUGUAUGUCGCUCUUGGCUACUGGCACAACCUGGCAUAG